This is a messenger RNA of Cadophora gregata, 990 nucleotides long. RefSeq lists its product as uncharacterized. NCBI's taxonomy places the organism in Eukaryota, Fungi, Ascomycota, Leotiomycetes, Helotiales, Ploettnerulaceae. The coding region runs from base 1 to 990 and encodes 329 amino acids. The record is from RefSeq and is a predicted model, not a curated record. The transcript has 2 exons.
AUGGAAACCGCCACCGAGACCGAGACUGCGCAAGAGACUGAGACUAGUCUAUCAAUGCCAUCUGAAGUCGUCCUAUCCAUUGAGGCAGCGCCACCUCACCCCUCUUCUAUCAAACACCUCGAGACUCUCCACGCAGCUCUGGCCGAACAGAUCGAAAAUGAAAAUUUUGCGAAGAGAUACGCCAAACUUCUCGAAAGUGAGCGUCUGUUGAAGGAAACAGUCGCAAGUUUGGAAGGUGACAUGAUGGGAUUGCGUCUGAAGAUCGAGGAACUUGAAGCAGCAGAGAACAGGAAACAGGGAAAUGAGAAAGCUAUACAGACUGAUCCAGAAACUUGUCAACGUCAACCCAAGAUCGACACUUUGAAAGCUGAAGUCUUGGAACUGAAGCGUAACAUGAAGACCAAGGCGAGAACGAUCCGAGCAUUGGAGCGAGAGAAAUCCCUCAAGAAACCACUGGUCCAAGUUGGCGUCGACAUCCGCAUCGGUUGCUUAGAACGGAAUAAGGAAGGGUACCUUGACGACUAUUCCGCGGAUCCAGUCUCAAUCGAGAAAAGAAACGUCGCAGCACACGAGGGAAACUGGAAAGCCGACGCUGCACUCAUAACAUUAGGCUACCUCACUGAAGAGUCUCUAAACCAAGGAGAUUCAUCCAAGAUGUCUUGGAACAACGUCUAUAUUUCAAACCAUGCGCUCCUCGCUCAGGACGUCUACGUCCCGCCGAACUGUAUCAAGGCCGUCAAUCACCAUUUCACGAUGAUGGGUGCCAAGAUGCCGGAAGGAAGAGAAGCUAAUGAGAUCAUCAAGGCUACACAGUCGACUACGAUUCGUGUUCUUAAGGAGUGGCAGAGACUGGAGGAUAAGGAUAAAGUGGAAGUUAGGAAGUCGUUUCAGCUUGAUGAGGAGAUUUUCUUCAGUGUUAUUAAACUUAGGAAUCUGAAGAACAGUGCUGUUCGGUUGGCUUGGAAGAUGAAUGAGAGGAAUAAAAGCUAA